GGUUGUAUAGGGAGGGGUGGGGCGGGCGAGUGUGGCAGGGACACAGGUUUGGCGCUGAUUUGGUACAGGGGGAGAGCCACAAUGAUGGUCACGGAAAUGCCAAAGCAUGAUAGAGCAGCUAAUGACAUUGGAAAGCAGGGCCCUCCAGUAGAAUGGAGAGUAAGAGUUUGUGAGAGGUUUAUAUGGUUUAUAGGAAGAAGGACUAUGACCAAAGCUGAGCUGGGAAGUUGUUGGCACAUAAAUGGUACCUGAGGCCAGAGGAAAGGGUGGGGCCAGUCCAGGUAGAAUUGCCAUCUUUACCAAAAAAACAAACAAGUAGGAUAAUCAGUUCAAUUUGAAUUUCACAUAUACAAUGAAUACUUUUUAAAACUUACAUUCCUUGUGAUAUUUAGGACCUACUUAAGCCUGCACAUCAUUUACUGUUGAUCUGAAAUUCAAAUUAAACUGGGCAGCCUGCAUUUCACCUGCCAGCCAUAACAGCCCCUGCAAACAGGAACGGCUCCGGGGACCAGGACAGCAUUGGCUCUGGGGAGGAGGGGUGCAGGCUGGGCAGCCUGGAGUACGUGUCUCAUGGGGAAGGGGGGCAGCUGGUGCCCAGAUCUUGCUGAUUGCAUUUGCAGAGAUGGCCUUCAGGGUGUCCAACAUCCUAAUGUUCAAAAACAGAAGAGAAAAUAGAUGUUUAUUAUGAAAUAUCCCAAUUUUAUAAGGGGACAACCACUGAAAAGAAAACACAUUGCAAGGCACAAGCAAAGCAGGUCUGUGGUUCCAUAAGGCACAUGGGCCACUGGUUUGCAACCUCUGGUGGACUCUCUGGCGAGUGGAUGGGGCCAGAGUUGCACUGUAGAUUAUGGUGCUUUGGAAAGUCGGGUACAAAAGCUUUGUGCAGGGGGAGGAUGACAGCAGGGGAUGAGUCUUUCAUGUAAACGGUAAGAUGUGAAAGCCACGCUUCCCACCACAACUACUCGGCGUGCCCCUAGGUGCCUGGAUGUACCCAUGGCCACUGCGCCCGUAGCUGGGCGGCAGCUGAAGCCACGGGCCUGCACCUGGUGCUACCUGCUCGCAGGGCCCGCCCAGCCUCCCGCCAGCCUCUCCGGCGCUCGCGCAGCCAUUGGGCAGUGCAGGCUUUCAUCAGAACGUUGUGGGUGGAAACUUCCCGGGGUUUGCGCUGAGCUUCCUGAGGGUUCUCAGCUUCAGAUGCAAAGUGAGUGGGUGUCUCUCUGAGAAGCUGAAAGAGAGAACCAAAGUGAGGUGUUUCCCUUGACCAUGGAAACUCUAUAAAGAAGGCGCCGGCUCCCUCCUCUCGAGCAGUCAGCAGCAGAUGUCCCCUCGUGACACUUGGACUCCAGGGACUGAGAAGGAGGUACGCCCUUUGCAGGUUCUGUGGCUGCCAUGCAGCAGCCUCUAAACUACCCGUACCCCCAAAUCUACUGGGUGGACAGCAGGGCCCCCUCCCCUUGGACUCCUCCAGGGACAGUCCUCCCCUGUCCCUCCUCGGUGCCUCGAAGACCUGGCCAGAGGAGGCCACCGCCACCACCACCACCACCAACACCACCACCGCCGCCACUGCCACCCCUGCCUCCACUGCCACUGCCACCUCUGAAGAAGAGCAGGGACCACAACACAGGCCUGUGUCUCCUUGUGAUGUUUUUCAUGAUCCUGGUAGCCCUGGUUGUGCUGGGGCUGGGGAUGUUUCAGCUGUUCCACCUGCAGAAGGAGCUGGCCGAGCUCAGAGAGUCCUCCAGCCAAAGGCAUAUUGAAUCAUCUUUGGAGAAGCAAAUAGGUCACCCCAAUCCAAGCUCUGAAAAAGGGGAGCAGAGGAAAGUGGCCCAUUUGACAGGCAAGCCCAACUCAAGAUCCAUCCCUCUGGAAUGGGAAGACACCUAUGGAAUUGCCCUGGUCUCUGGGGUGAAGUAUAAGAAGAGCAGCCUCGUGAUCAAUGACACUGGGCUGUACUUCGUGUAUUCCAAAGUGUACUUCCGGGGUCAGUCCUGCAAGAAACAGCCCCUGAACCACAAGGUCUAUAUGAGGAACUUGAAGUAUCCCCAGGACCUGGUGCUGAUGGAGGAGAAGAUGAUGGACUACUGCACUGCCGGCCAGAUGUGGGCCCGUAGCAGCUACCUGGGUGCGGUGUUCAAUCUCACCAGUGCUGACCAUUUAUAUGUUAAUGUGUCUGAGUAUUCUCUGGUGAAUUUUGAAGAGUCUAAGACAUUUUUUGGCUUAUAUAAGCUCUAAGAGCACUUUGGGGUUCUCUCCAUUAUGGCUCCUUGAUACAGGCACUGAGAAUGUUGUCUUGAAGGAGGGUCUUCUUAAGCCCACUUGAGGUCAAGUGAGAAGACGUAAACCAAGAGGAUUCUGAGACCACAGAGUCCAGCAGGUCUGCGGUUCCUCAUCUCGCCCAAGGUCCAUGAGCCAGACAGGAUGAGGAAGAUAGCUGGUGAACAUAACACUCUGGGCUGCAUGUCAAAAUGCAAGAUGGGCUAAAGCAGCUACCGGGGUGUUCUACACUCAGCUUCAGAGGCCAAGAGUGUUUGGGCACAUUGCAAAGGACACCUUCUAACUCACCUCUUGCGGUGGGUCUACUGUCUACCUCAGGGAGGCUGUCUUUCAGGCGUAAGGGAUGGAAAAGGUGACUAGGGUUGCAUGAUAAGCUCAAGAGACUGAAAGGCCUGUGUCCCAGUGGCAGCAUUUUUACUUCUCAAGCCAUAGCCUGAGCUGCCAGGUGAUGCAAAUAGAAAAGCUAGGGACAUCUUUGGGGGAUGCAGUCCAUUCCCUAUAUAGCAUGCAUGUUUCCAGAGCAAUUGUAGGGGUGUGUGUGUGUGUGUGUGUGUGUGUGUGUGUGUGAGAUUAGAAAAGCUACCUAAAUAGGAAGAACAUGUUAGGGAAAUAUGGGAUGCAUUUGGUGUCGGUUUCAAAUGCUUCUUGGCAACCAACUCUAACAGUCCUCUUGGAUUGUCACCUAGUGAUGCUGUUUUCCUAUAAUAUAACCAGUAUUUAUAUAUAUUUUGUGCAUUUUAAAUGGAAAGAAUACAUGUAAUAAAACUAUAUUUUAGAAUACA
Messenger RNA from Myotis myotis, 3056 nucleotides. RefSeq names its product Fas ligand (gene FASLG). The transcript has 4 exons. Gene Ontology annotation, cellular component: membrane. The record is from RefSeq and is a predicted model, not a curated record. The coding region runs from base 1390 to 2232 and encodes 280 amino acids. Gene Ontology annotation, molecular function: tumor necrosis factor receptor binding. Gene Ontology annotation, biological process: extrinsic apoptotic signaling pathway via death domain receptors; positive regulation of canonical NF-kappaB signal transduction; apoptotic process. Lineage: Eukaryota; Metazoa; Chordata; Mammalia; Chiroptera; Vespertilionidae.